AACAUAACAUAUAUCUGUUCUCUAUAUAUAACCUGGUUUUAAUUGUUUGAGAGAUACAGCGCGAGAGAGAAGUUGAGAUUUAGAAAAAAGAAAAAGAAAGAAUGGCAGGAGGAGAUGAAGUGAAGGAAGUGAGGAACCAGCAAGUGCUUGCUAGAGAUUACAUCAGUGCGAUUCCGGAGGAGUCAGACAUGUACUUGAACACAAGCAGCACCAUAAAACUGAGAGUGCCAGAUGACGAUGAUUGCCAAGAGGCCAUGCUGCUCAAGAACCUCUACUUGUCCUGCGAUCCCUACAUGCGAGGCGUUAAGCACAGUGAUGAGGCAGCCUCCUCCACUCUCGAAGAUCGCAUUGUUUUCUUUGCCACUGACAAAAGUCUGGUGGCGAGGAAUGGCGGCGAGUACUGGUGGUGGAGUGGGAGCAGAGGACGUGGUGAGGAACAAGCAGGUGAUUCUGAGAGACUAUGUCUCCGGCUUCCCCAAAGAGUCUGACAUGCAAGUGACCACUGGCACUACCAAGCUGAAGCUUCCAGAAGGUUCCACUGCUGGGGUUUUGGUGAAGAACCUCUACCUCUCCUGCGACCCUUAUAUGAGAAGCCGCAUGACCAAGCGCGACCCUGGCGCCAGUUAUGUCGACUCCUUCAACGCCGGUUCGCCUAUAACUGGAUAUGGAGUCGCUAAAGUUUUGGAAUCUGCUAAUCCCAAGUUUAAGCAAGGCGACUUGGUAUGGGGGAUGACUGGGUGGGAAGAAUACAGCAUCAUCACUGCAACAGACUCUCUCUUUAAGAUUCACAACACUGAUGUGCCCCUCUCUUACUAUACUGGAAUUCUAGGUAUGCCUGGAAUGACUGCUUAUGCUGGUUUUUAUGAGGUUUGCUCUCCUAAGAAGGGAGAGACAGUGUAUGUUUCAGCAGCAUCUGGAGCAGUAGGUCAGCUUGUUGGCCAAUUUGCAAAGUUGUCUGGUUGCUAUGUUGUUGGUAGUGCUGGAACUAAAGAAAAGGUUGAUCUGCUGAAGAAAAAGUUUGGGUUUGACGGCGCUUUCAAUUAUAGAGAAGAACCUGAUUUGGAUGCAGCUUUAAAAAGGUUCUUUCCGGAGGGCAUCGAUAUAUACUUUGAAAAUGUUGGGGGAAAGAUGCUUGAUGCAGUGCUGCCGAACAUGAGGGUCCAUGGUCGGAUUGCAGUUUGUGGGAUGAUCUCUCAGUACAACCUGGAGCAGCCGGAAGGGGUACAUAAUUUAAUGCAUCUGGUCAUUAAACAGGCCCGCAUGGAAGGUUUCCUGGUUUUUAAUUACUAUCAUCUUUACGGGAAGUUUCUUGAAAUGGUUUUGCCUGCCAUAAAAGAAGGGAAGAUAACGUACGUGGAAGAUGUAGUUGAAGGGCUUGAGAGCGCUCCAGCAGCUCUGAUUGGGCUCUUUGCGGGGCGCAAUGUAGGAAAGCAGGUGGUUCUAGUUUCCCGAGAAUGACUUGAUCAGACUCGACACUCUCCUCCAUGCCUCUUUCUCUCUCUCUCUCUCUCUCUCUCUCUCAAGUCUGAACUGAAGCUUUCUUUCUUUCUUUGGCUUAGCCUAGCCUAGCCUAUAUGGUAGAAUCAUCAUCUACUGUAAAUGCAAAUGCAAGCAAAUGCUUCUUCUCCAUUUACAACUUUAUACUUGUUCUACUUGUACAAGGUUUGUGGCGAAUCUUGUUUAAUAAAUGUUGUUGAACUUUUUUGAUCUUUCAA
Prunus mume (Japanese apricot) is the source of this 1715-nucleotide messenger RNA. RefSeq names its product 2-alkenal reductase (NADP(+)-dependent)-like. The record is from RefSeq and is a predicted model, not a curated record. Gene Ontology annotation, molecular function: 2-alkenal reductase [NAD(P)H] activity. Lineage: Eukaryota; Viridiplantae; Streptophyta; Magnoliopsida; Rosales; Rosaceae.